AUGGUCAAGGUUUUGUCUCGUUACACCAACUUCGCAGUAGAUUUGAAGUUCCAUAUUCUACCAGAAUUCAAACCGAUUAUUCCGUCGAGUCGUUUAUCGGUUUCACAAUGGAAAAUACCAACUUCCGUGGUCCUUGCCGAUCCACGCUUCUUCGAACCCAGUCACAUCGAUGUUAUAAUAGGAGCUGAAAUCUACCAUCGUUUACUACUUGAUGGCUUUAUCGAGCUUGAUUCAAAUUUGCCCAUUUUAAAGGAAACCGCCUUCGGCUGGAUUGUAUCCGGCAAAUGUAGCAACACUAUCAGCUGCCAUUCCGCUGUCACCAUGGUAUGCAGCAAUGCGGAUUUAGAAAAGCAGAUGAUGCGUUUCUGGGAGAUUGAAUCAUGUCACUCCAACAACAUUCUUUCUGUGGACGAACAGCAGUGUGAACAAUAUUUUGCAGAGACGACCACGCGUGAUGCCAAUGGUAGAUUUGUUGUAUCCCUACCGACGAAGAAAACUGUUUUAUCGAAGCUUGGAAGUUCUCGAGAAAUUUCACUACGGCGAUUUCUCUCACUCGAACGUCGUUUGCACGCAAAUCCCGAGUUAAUGAAAUCGUAUACGGAUUUUAUUCGAGAAUAUAUCGAAUUGGGACACAUGACCUUAAUCGAUCCUAACGCUGAUUUAUUGUCUUCUACUAUUCAACCUUAUCAUAUGCCACACCACUGUGUUGUACGACCUGAAAGUUCAACUACGAAACUGCGCGUUGUGUUUGACGCUUCCUGUCCGACGGAUACUGGUGUAUCGCUCAACGAUGCCCUCAUGGUCGGUCCAGUCGUACAAGACGACCUCUACAAUAUCAUCCUUCGAUUUCGACUCUCACGGUACGCUAUAGUCGCCGAUUUGGAAAAAAAUGUAUCGGCAGAUACUCAUUCAUCCAACAGACCGUCAUCUCCUACGGAUUUUAUGGCGAAACAAGCCUAA
Molecule: messenger RNA, 960 nt
Organism: Toxorhynchites rutilus septentrionalis
Lineage: Eukaryota; Metazoa; Arthropoda; Insecta; Diptera; Culicidae
Exons: 1
Coding region: 1-960 (319 amino acids)
Source: RefSeq, a predicted model, not a curated record